AUGUUUGCGGCAACAGACGCGCCGGACAUACUACGAGUCGCUUCUUGGGAUAAGACGAAAUGUAAAAUGAGGAAGCAUUACGAUGACGAUGACUAUCUGACGGUGACAGGAGAACCGUCGUCGGUGGCAGCUGCAUCAUGGGAUGAGAAGAAAUGGAAGAAGAAGCAUUGCGAUGACGAUGACUAUCUGACCGUCACGGAGAAUCCUAAACGAUUGAUUGUCACCAAAUAA
Messenger RNA from Echinostoma caproni, 231 nucleotides. The record is from the annotation of a GenBank genome assembly. Lineage: Eukaryota; Metazoa; Platyhelminthes; Trematoda; Plagiorchiida; Echinostomatidae.